This is a messenger RNA of Pseudomassariella vexata, 897 nucleotides long. RefSeq names its product anticodon-binding protein. The transcript has a single exon. The record is from RefSeq and is a predicted model, not a curated record. NCBI's taxonomy places the organism in Eukaryota, Fungi, Ascomycota, Sordariomycetes, Amphisphaeriales, Pseudomassariaceae. Gene Ontology annotation, biological process: rRNA processing. Gene Ontology annotation, molecular function: snoRNA binding; rRNA primary transcript binding. The coding region runs from base 1 to 897 and encodes 298 amino acids. Gene Ontology annotation, cellular component: nucleolus; small-subunit processome; Mpp10 complex.
AUGAUUCGCAAACAAGCUCGGCAGCGUAGAGAUUAUCUCUAUCGCCGCGCUAUGCUCCUCCGCGAUGCCGAAAUUAGCGAGAAGAGAGCGAAGUUGAGAAGCUCGCUCGCCUCAGGAAGACCAUUGGAUCCAUCGAUAGCAAACGACAAGACGCUCAGGAAGGAUUUCGCCUACGACGAAUCUCGCCCAGACAGAACUGCGAAUGAGGACCUCGACUUGGACGAUGAAUACUCUCAACUGUCUGGAAUUGUCGACCCGCGCGUCCUUGUCACCACGAGUCGUGAUCCCUCAGCUCGACUCGCCGCCUUCGCGAAAGAGAUUCGUCUGCUCUUGCCUACCGCCAUACGAUUGAACCGUGGCAACCUCAUCCUCCCCGAACUUACCCGAUCUGCCCAAGCGGCUGGGCUCUCCGACCUCAUAUUGCUCCAUGAACAUCGUGGUGUGCCAACUGCAUUGACUCUGUCACAUUUCCCCCAUGGGCCGACCAUAUCCUUCUCUCUGCACAAUGUGGUAUUGCGUCUCGACAUCCCGAACAGCAUAAAAGGAACCGUCUCUGAAUCCUACCCACACUUGAUCUUUGAUGGCUUCUCAAGUAGACUCGGUCAACGGGUUGUUAAGAUCCUCAAACACAUCUUUCCGCCGCGGGAGCCUGCGACAAGCAAGGCGAAACUCGGGAGCCGCGUGGUGACAUUCAAAAAUAUUGAUGAUAGUAUUGAGGUCCGUCAUCAUGUCUUCGUAAGGACGGGCCAUCAAAGCGUCGAACUAUCUGAAGUUGGACCUCGGAUGACGAUGAAGGUCUUCGAGAUUCGAAGUGGCACGUUAGAAGACAAGAACGGCGACGUCGAGUGGCACUUGAACAAUUAUACCAGGACGAGCAGAAAGAAGGACUAUUUGUGA